Molecule: messenger RNA, 1152 nt
Organism: Rhagoletis zephyria (snowberry fruit fly)
Lineage: Eukaryota; Metazoa; Arthropoda; Insecta; Diptera; Tephritidae
Source: RefSeq, a predicted model, not a curated record
AUGUCCGCUGGAGCCUGGGCUGGCGGCGCCCAACUAGCGAACCAUUACGCCGAUUCUGAAGGGGCCGACAGCCACGACGAAGAUUCGAGCAAAGAUGGCUCCCUCAAAGGAGGCGGCUCCGUUGAGCUGAACGGCAAUAAUGGAGGCGGCUCUGACGCAGAAGGCGUCUGGUCGCCCGAUAUCGAACAGAGCUUCCAGGAAGCGCUCGCAAUUUACCCACCAUGCGGACGGCGCAAGAUUAUCCUUUCCGAUGAGGGGAAGAUGUAUGGUCGCAACGAAUUAAUUGCACGUUACAUCAAACUGCGGACGGGCAAAACGCGAACUCGGAAACAAGUCUCUAGUCACAUUCAAGUAUUAGCAAGGCGGAGGCAGCGGGAAAUACAGUCAAAAAGCAAGUUCUGGUCACAAGGACUUCCACAAGGCCAUGAUAUCAAGCUAACCGCAGGGGGACAUCCCUUCUUUGUAGGAACCAAUGGUGGGGCGCUCAGCAAUGGUUUUGGGCCGGCACUCGAAGGCCGCUCCAUCGCCACACACAAGUUUCGCCUUGUCGAGUUCAGUGCGUUCAUGCAGAAUGAAAAGGAGAAGCACCUUUUUGUGCACAUUGGUCAGUCGUCCACGUCGUACACUGACCCAAUGCUCGAGUCGGUGGACAUUCGCCAGAUCUACGACAAGUUCCCCGAGAAGAAGGGCCUUAAGGAGCUGUACGACAAAGGCCCACAAAGCGCCUUCUUCCUCGUCAAGUUCUGGGCUGACCUGAGCACCUCAUUACCCGAUGAUUCGGGUGCCUUUUAUGGUGUCACCAGUCAGUACGAAAGCAAUGAUAACAUGACUAUUAGCUGUUCUACAAAAGUGUGCUCCUUCGGCAAGCAGGUUGUAGAGAAGGUUGAGAAAGAGUACGCUCGUUUUGAAAAUGGCCGCUUUGUGUACAGAAUAAACCGUUCUGAAAUGUGCGAAUACAUGAUCAACUUUAUUCACAAGUUGAAGAACCUGCCGGAAAAGUACAUGAUGAAUUCCGUACUGGAAAACUUUACCAUUUUACAGGUCAUCACCAACAUUGACACACAGGAGACACUUUUGUGCAUUGCCUAUGUUUUUGAAGUGUCAGAGUCAGCAGGCACUCAGCAUCACAUUUACCGGCUUACAAAAGAAUGA